Daphnia pulicaria is the source of this 4737-nucleotide messenger RNA. RefSeq lists its product as uncharacterized. Gene Ontology annotation, biological process: protein phosphorylation. Bases 210 to 4637 code for a protein of 1475 amino acids. Gene Ontology annotation, molecular function: protein kinase activity; protein binding; ATP binding. Lineage: Eukaryota; Metazoa; Arthropoda; Branchiopoda; Diplostraca; Daphniidae. The record is from RefSeq and is a predicted model, not a curated record. Gene Ontology annotation, cellular component: cytoplasm; nucleus. The transcript is spliced from 9 exons.
UUUUGACAAUUUCGUUUCAUGGGCUUAGCUACUUGAGUUGUCGGGGUAUUUCAGGAUUGCAUACUACGAUUGAUAGCAACAAGUUUUAUCAAAAACUGUUUGAAUGCGCAAGAUAAGAUAUUGUUUGUCUAGUCGAACAAGGAAAAAACGAGUUGGUUAGUUGUUGACAAUCUUCGUUUCUUAGCGGACAGUAAAUUCGUCUGCACAGAAUGGAAGGACAAAAUAAGAAUUCGUCUUGUUUGGAAAACUUCAAAUUUAGCCAGUGUGAUGUAAUGAGACAUGGGAGCAGCAGGGGAAUGUUUAAAGAUAAAGCUGUCGGUACAAGUGAACUUUUACUAGACAGUUGUGACGCGGAUGUUUUUCAAAAUGAAGAGCAUUGGAAACAUUUGAUCAAUUUGCGCGACGACAAUUUAGUUCAAUACCACCAGUGUAGCAUCAAAGGAGAAGCCAGACUCCUUGUCAUGGACUUGUGUGAGGGAUCGAUGCUGGACUAUUGCCGGAAAAAUUUAGACGAUAAUGUGACACUAUUUGUUAAAGGCAUUGACAUUAUCUGGCAAAUAACAUGUGGCAUGGAUUACCUCAAUCGUCAUAAAAUCCACCAUGGAAACCUAAUGCUGGAAAAUGUGCUGUUCUGGAAAAGAAAUUCAAGUUCGAAAAGAAUUGUCGUAAAACUAGCGGGCUACGGAUACAAGCUAUUUCAAAAUCAGAAUAAUAUCAAGGACGAUCUCUACCAGCUGGGUUGUUUGUACUAUUCUGCUGCUACCAAGGACGAAGCCAAACCAAAUGAAUUGAUCUCUCUGGAGAGUUUGACCGAAAUUGAAAUGAACCACAGAUCUCUCGCCUUAGAUUUGAUACACCUUCUUAUUAAAGGCGAAGAUGGAUUGAAACUGGAAAUCGCCACUCUCCUGCGACACCCAUUGUUUAUCCGUUCCAGCGAGGAUGGUAAAGCGAGAUUGAUCAAGGAGUUGACGGAUGGGGAAAUGUGUCACGACUGGAACAGCAAGAAAAAGCUUCAAAAAUGGAGGGCGUCUAAGAUAAAGGGGAAAAAGCUGCAACGUGGAGAUUUUGACGAUUUAGCAGACAUUCUUCUUUCAGAAACAAAGGAUAUCAGCCAACUAGUCGCUGAAGCUUUGAGAACGACUCCUCAAUUAUUCGCGGAAUACAUUUGGUACAUGACCACUGACUUUGCCGUACCAAAUGAAACUAAUCAAGUUCGAUCCAUUGAGAUUUUGGAAUUAUUGGGGAAAGGCAAUUACGGAAAAGUCUUCAAAUGUAAUUACACCGAAGGAGAUGGAAAACGAUAUCCGGCUGCAUGCAAAAGGUGCAAUACCAAAAGGGAACGCAACGAUAUUUUUAACCGAGAAAUCCAAACAAUUAGUCAACUGAAUCAUUUGUUCGUCAUCAAGUAUUUGGAUGUGGUCGAAAAUUCUUCCAAAAAGUAUAUCGUGAUGGAGUUGUGUGAUGGAUCUCUAAAGGAUUACGUCGACGGAAUGCUGGAGGGAAUCCCCAAAGACUCUUUAGACGAAAAAAUCCUUGCGAGUCAAAUAACUCUCGGCGUGGCCUACAUCCAUCACAAAGGGAUCAUUCACAAAGAUUUGAAACUCGAAAAUAUUCUACUAAAACGCCAAUCGCCCCGUCUAGUUUUAGCCAAAAUUGCUGAUUUUGGAUUCGCCAAGGAACUGAAACCAGGCAAAGCCGAAUUCAGUGAGACUUCGCACCCCGGAACAGAAAAUUAUAUGGCGCCUGAACUUCUCACUGCUUCUAAAGGCUCCUACCCAGCCUCAUUUGCUAGCGAUGUUUAUGCACUGGGAAUAACAAUUGCGCGGAUAGUCAAGAAAGGGGAUCACCCUUUCGGUUUGUACAAGCUUUUGAGGACGGCUUCUAUGGUCAAAGGACUAGUUCCUCCAGAGCUUCAAGGAUUCAGCUGGGAUCUGAUCGAUUUGAUCGUCAAGUUAACGGACAAAGAUCCUGGAAAACGUCCUGAGAUGACACUCGUAUUGUGUCAUCCUUAUUUUGUCUUGACGAACGACAGGACUAAAAGGUACUUUGCCGAUAAACUUUGUAACGUUUUUGCGUUACUUUCAAAUGAGGAUCGAGCAAAGCAGAUGAAAAAAAUCUUUAACGACCACAAUUUCCGAGAAUGGUACAAUAAUACGCUUUCUGGAAACGAGCCAGAAACGGCCGAGGAAAUCGAAGAAAAUGCGAAAAGCCUAUCGCGGUUUAGAGAUUGUAAAAAUGACAUUCGAACCGAUACUCUUUAUCCAGCGAAAGAAUACGCCGAAAAAAUCAAGGAAGCUAUCUCAUCCGAUUACGAUGAUGAUAUUGAAAGUCAAAUCCACCAGAUGAGUUCGAAUGAAAACCUUUCCCGGUAUCGUUUGUACAAGUUAGUUCAUCAGGCGCCAAAGCUUCUUGUACCGUAUUUCUGGUCCCACUUGCUAGAAUUAGUUCAUACCACAAACUUGUUGCGGACAUCAGUCGUCAAGGAGCAUAAAAACGUACAACAGAAACAGACAGCGGCUGUCCGAACAAGACGUCAAUCGAGUAAAACAAAACCAUUCACGAAAAAUACGAUGAUUUCUGAAAUGGAAUGGAGUAGCUUGUACUUCGAAGAAAACGAGCUCAUCGAUGAACUAUGGAAUGGCAGGUAUUCGAGCAAAUUCCAGAACUUUUCAGAAAUGCCCAACGAAAUUAUUGGCAUAGUAGCCAAAUGUAACGUUACAGCCAAGGUAUGGGUAAAAUUACUGAAUAGAUUCGGAAGAGCACACGCCGGUGUUCUACUCUACAAGAUAGUUCAAAGCAACGCUUACAAUGGCCCUGAAGUAACUAAACUAAUUCUGCAACGAUAUGGAACUACUGAGGAUAAAGAGGUGCUGGCUUGGGCGGCUUCCAAUGAAGGAACCACUGCAGCUGGGAUUACACGGGUACUUUUAGAUCAUGGAAGUGACCCGAACGCUCCCGCUUCAACUGGAUUGACUCCUAUUCACUACGCAGCCAGAAAUGAAUCUAAUUUAGGACCAGAAAUCAUGAAACUUCUUCUCAAACGAGGGGGAAAUCCAAACGUCCGUUCAACUAGUGACAGUUCCAUGCCCGUUCACUGGGCAGCAGCUAAUCAAGGAGAAUAUGCAGUUGAGAUUUUGAAGCACUUACUUGACUUUGGAGGCGAUUAUGACGCGGAAGACGGAAAUAAUUUAAAACCAAUCCAGAUAGCGACGAUGAACAGUAGUAACUCUGCACCGGAAUUAUUAGAGUUACUCCUCAACAAAACAGGUCCCGACGUCAUCUGUGAACAAACAGGAAUGUCAUUAGUUCACUUUGCUACAUUCAACGACGGAGAAUGUGUACAAAAUAUCCUAGAAAAAUUAUUUAAAAACGGAGGGAAAGCUAAUGUUGGUGAUAUUUUGAACCAAACGCCACUCCACUAUUUUGCUAUCAACACUACUUCCAACCAGGAAACUACGAUUCUGGAGAUUCUGGUAAGAAAUGGUGGCAAUCCGAAUGCCAUUGACGAAAUGGGAAAGACGCCCGUUCACCACGCAGCUGCCAAUGACGCAGAAAAUGCCCUUGAAACAUUGAAGUUUUUACUUAGCAACGGAGGAAGUGUUAAGGUCAAAGACAAAAACGGAUUUACUCCUAUUCAUUGUGCACUGCUGAAUACAGGGAUUCAUGGAAGCAAGAUGAGAGAACUAGUUGAUGUUAAAGAAGUAAACAUAAACACUCCUCUUGACAAAAGCGGAAACACUCUUCUUCAUCACAUUUUAAGUAGGGGAAAACCUCAAACUGAUCAUGUUCAACUUAUACUGGAGUACGGAGGGAAUCCUAACAUUCAAAACAAACUCGGACGCUCACCUGUUCAUUUGACCGUGAUUAACCCAUCUAGCGACAAUACAACCGUUUUGCAACUGUUACUUCUUAAAGGGGGAAAUCCUAAUCUUCUCGACAAAGAACUCCGAUGUUCGCCUGUUCACUGCGUGGCCACCAGUCUUAGUGAUACAGCAACAGAAGAAAUGAAGAUCCUUUUAAACAACAGAGGAGAUCCAAAUGUAACUAAUAAAGACAAACUUACUCCAUUACAUCUGGCCGCCAAGAAUAAAGGAUGUCACGGACCUAAUCUGACGAAAAUUCUUCUCGAACAUGGAGGGAAUCCUCACGUAGUUGACGCAUUCAAACAGACUCCUCUAGAGUUGGCCAUCAGAAAUUCCAAUGACAAAUUAAGAUUAGAAAUUAUUUCGCAAUUGUUGAAAAACGGUGGAAAUCCGAACGCUGUUAACAGCGAAGGUUGGACACCAGUUCAUUAUGCCGUUUACGACAAAAGAAACAAUUCGCUGAAAGUGUUGAAGCUUUUGUUACAAUAUGGUGGAAAUAUUAAUAAAUGUGGUAACAAAGGAAUAACGCCAUUCGCCCUUGCUACACGGUUCGGAAGUAAAGAAUAUUGUCUGCCCGAAGUAAAAGCCCACCUUUUAAAAAUAUUUCGCCAAACGAGGAGCCCGGAAAUGAAUGCAAUCGAAGAAAACAUUCAUCAUAAAUUCUUUCAAAUAAUUGAUUUGCUCAAGCAAGUUCCAGUUGGACUGUUUGUAGCGAUAGUUAUAAUUCUGCUUCUUUACAUGUUUUUGUUCUUGUAUCCUAUUUUUUUCAAGUAAAAUAAGAAAAGUGGUGCAAUCAACAGCUGCACAUUUGGCACUACCAAAUACAACUGUGAAAUUUACAAGUUUGAUUAUUCACUGUUCUUUUAAUUAAUUU